AUAACAGCUGUGUAUGCAGAAGGCAGACCCUUGCCACGAUACGCCAUUCGGGACAGGCCUGUUCUGAACCUUUAAAGAAUGGGGGAGUUGAGGCAGUUUGAUCAAGACUUCUACCAGUCUGAAUAUUACAUAGAUGACCAGACCCAAGAGCCAUGUGGCUAUGACACAGCACACACCAGUCCACAUUACCAAGAUGUAGUUUAUGCAUCUCCUACAUCAGACCCCUAUGCCCAAUCAGCGGAGCCACUUUACACUGGACAGAUGUUUCAACCUGCAGCUUCUCCUGGGGCUGCUGAGCACACUGACGCCUUUGAGGAAGAACCUCCACUGUUAGAGGAAUUGGGCAUUAACUUUGAUCACAUCUGGCAGAAGACUCUGACUGUUCUGAACCCGAUGAAGCCAGCGGAUGGUAGCAUCAUGAAUGAGACAGAUUUAACUGGUCCUGUUAUUUUCUGCAUCGCUUUGGGAGCGACUCUUUUGAUGGCAGGAAAAGUACACUUUGGCUACGUAUAUGGUAUCAGUGCCCUGGGCUGUGCGGGAAUGUACAUUCUGCUGAAUUUAAUGAGUGUAUACACAAUAUCCUAUGGCUGCGUAGCUAGUGUAUUAGGAUACUGCCUGCUCCCCAUGGUGGCUCUCUCUGCCUUCGCUGUCUUUUAUUCGCUACAAGGGGUUUUGGGCACACUGCUGGCCUUUUUUGUGAUUGGCUGGUGCAGUCUAUCAGCAUCUAAGAUCUUUACUUCUACACUGGAUAUGGGUGGACAGCAGCUGCUGGUGGCGUACCCAUGCACUCUGCUCUAUGGAGUCUUCGCCCUUCUCACCAUCUUUUGAUUAUCUAAAUAUAAAGCUUAGCUGAAACCCAGUUUAAGAUGACGAGCUAAAUUACUUGAACUGAUGCUUUACACAA
Molecule: messenger RNA, 904 nt
Organism: Ictalurus punctatus (channel catfish)
Lineage: Eukaryota; Metazoa; Chordata; Actinopteri; Siluriformes; Ictaluridae
Product: YIPF7 protein
Biological process (GO): endoplasmic reticulum to Golgi vesicle-mediated transport; vesicle fusion with Golgi apparatus
Cellular component (GO): membrane; trans-Golgi network
Source: RefSeq, marked provisional